AUGUUGUGGGGGUAUGGGGGUUUGGUUAGGGUGUUUGUGGGGGUGGGGGUGGUAAUGUGGUAUGUGUUUGUUGGGGGGUGGUUGGGGUUGGGGGGUGGUGUUUUGAGUGAAAAUGGGUGGUUAGGGGUUUGGUUGUGGGGGUUUUGGGGGGGGGUUGGGGGUGGUGUGGUUGUUUGUGUGUGUUUGGGGGUGGGUUUUUUUUUUGUGUUUGUUUUUGGGUGGGGGUGGGGUUGUUUGUUGGGAGGGUGUGGUGGGUGGGUUGGAUGUGGGUGUUGUUGGGUUGGGUUUUUUUUGAGUUGUGGGGAGGGGGUGGGUUGGGUUUGGGUUGGUGUGUGUUUGGGUGUGGUUGUGGGGGUGUGUGUUUUUGUUGGUUGUAGGGGGUGGGGGGGUGUUGUGUUGUGGGUUGGUUGGGGGUGUGGUGUUUUUGGUGAUUUGUGUUUGUGGGUUGUGGUGUUGGGGAUGUGGUGGGUGUGGGGGUUGUUUGUGUUGGUUAAGGGUGGUUGGGGUAGGUGGUGGUGUGUUUUGUGGGGGGGUUGUGGGGUGUGUAAAAAAAAGCUGAACCUGGUGAUGGUGACGGUUCCGGAGACGGCUGGAACUUGUGAGGAGCAGCUGAAAAUGGGAGAGCUCAUAUGUCGCGGCCGCUACACCAGUGUGUACCGCGGCGCCCUGAGCGAGCGCAGUGUCGCGGUAAAGGUCUACCCUGCUGCACACAAACACAAAUACGACAACGAGCGCUACAACUACAGCCUCCUGCUGCCACGGCAACAGCUCAACAUCGCACGCUUCUUGUGUGGGGAUGAGAGGGUUGACGCUGGCGGCGGUGCUCACUUCCUGUUGGUCCUGGAACACUACCCUCAGGGCAGCCUGUCUCACUUCCUGUCCCGCUGGUCGGUGGACUGGCCGUCCUGCUGCAGGAUGAUGCAUGGAGUCAGCAGAGGAUUGUCUUUCCUGCACUCGGAAGUCCUCACUGGAGAUGAAUGGAAGCCUGCGAUGGUCCACAGAGACGUGAGCAGCUCCAACGUCCUGCUGCGCUCGGACCUGUCCUGUGUCCUGGCCGACUUCAGCCUGUCCAAGAGGCUGACGAGGGAGCCCUGCCCCCAGCAUGGCGGCCCCAAGACCCAGCACGGAGAACCCAGGACCCAGCACGGAGACAGCGUGUCAGAGGUGGGGGCCCUCCGGUACCUGGCCCCUGAGCUGGUGGCUGGGCCCCUGUGUGAGUGUGGGGCAGCGCUGAAGCAGGCGGACGUCUACGCUCUGGGACUGCUGUUCUGGGAGUGCUCCAGGAGGUGCCACGACCUGUUCCCUGGGGGGACCAGCCCACCCUUCCAGCUCGCCUUUGAAGCAGAGCUCGGUCGGGAGCCCACGCUGCAGGACAUGCACAGGCUGGUGGUCCGGGACAGGUGCCGACCACGCCCCCCCCUGCAGUGGAGAGACAGCAGCUCGGUUUUGCAGCAGCUGAAGGAGACCAUGGAGGAGUGCUGGGACCAGGAUGCAGAGGCCCGACUCAGUGCCCAGUGUGUGGAGGAGCGACUGGACCAGAUGUCCCGGCUGCAUGUUCCUGCCACGUUCACACACAGUGAUGGGGCUGGUGGGCGCUGGCCUGCGGAGCCGUCGUCCUGCUCGGUGGAUGUGAGCGAGGAGCUGCUGUCUCAGGUCAGAACUGAUGUGGUUCUCUGUCCAAAUGUGGCAUGGAACGUGCACGUCUCUGUCAUGGUUUAG
Messenger RNA from Knipowitschia caucasica, 1719 nucleotides. The record is from the annotation of a GenBank genome assembly. NCBI's taxonomy places the organism in Eukaryota, Metazoa, Chordata, Actinopteri, Gobiiformes, Gobiidae.